Messenger RNA from Oldenlandia corymbosa var. corymbosa, 474 nucleotides. The record is from the annotation of a GenBank genome assembly. NCBI's taxonomy places the organism in Eukaryota, Viridiplantae, Streptophyta, Magnoliopsida, Gentianales, Rubiaceae.
AUGGGAAAAAAAACAAAGAAGCAAGGAGAGACAGCUCCAACUGUAGCUGAGGAACAACCGAUUGAUGAAAAGAGUAAUCAGAAAGGCAAAUUCACAUUGGACAAGCUGAACAAAAUGAGGAUUCCAUUCCAGGAAAAAUGGGUGAAAACUCAGGAUGAGAAGCCUGUUGAGCAGAUCAGUGUGGUGCAGCAGAACAACCAAAGCAUAGAUCACAGUCCAGUAAGAGUUAGUACUGGUGUGAAGACAGUUCAAAAAAGUGGUAACACUGCAAAGAAUGGUAUGAAUGGAAUGAAAAAAGCAACCUCAGAAGGGAAGCAGAGUAGAGGAAGCAACAAUAGUGGAGGAAUUCAGAUUCUGAACCAUAAAGGUGUGAAGAUGGCUGAUAGUAGAGUCUGUGAAAAAUUGAAAUCAGUAAAUGUUAUAUAUUAUAAUGAUACUAGCCCCCCUGAUCCAGGGCCUAGUAAUCAUGUAUAA